AAGGAAGGUGACAUCGACAUCGGCGGUAUUAUUGGUCUGCACUCCCGUACAGAGAAAUCGGAACUUUCAUUUGAAACCAAACCGAGAGCUGUGACAUGUGAAAGCUUGCAGUUCCAAGUGUUCCGCCACCUGCAGGCGAUGAUAUUUGCGAUUGAAGAGAUAAACAGGAGUCCCGACCUGCUUCCAAACAUUACACUAGGCUACAGGAUUUAUGAUUCAUGCAAUGUGCCUCGCUUGUCAGUUAAAGCGGCUUUCGAAAUUAUUAAUGGACAGGAUCCAGCUUUGCCAGAGGACUCUUGUUCCCCGCGUUCACUGGUCCCCGCCAUCGUGGCAGAAUCAGCAUCUUCGCAGUCGCUGGCGGUGGCGGCGUCAGUCGGUCCUUUCAAAGUCCCUAUGGUUAGCUAUUUCUCCACAUGUGCCUGUCUCAGCAACCGGCGAAAAUUCCCUUCGUUUUUUCGAACGAUCCCAAGCGACUACUUCCAGAUCAAAGCAUUGGUGCAACUUAUCAAGCGAUUUGGAUGGACUUGGAUUGGAACGGUGAGAAGCGACAACGAUUACGGAAACUUUGCGAUGCAGGCCUUCACUGAGUCGGUUCAGGAACUUGGCAUUUGCAUUGCCUUCUCCGAAUCUUUCCACAGGUGGUACCCGAAAGAAAGGUUACUUCAUGUUACACGUGUUAUUCGCACAGCGUCCACGAAAGUCGUGGUGGCUUUUCUCACUCAAGCAGACAUGUCCAGUUUAUUGAAGGAAAUUGUUCGGCAGAACAUUUCUGGCAUCCAGUGGGUGGGCAGUGAGGCGUGGAUCGCAACUUCGCUUCUAUCUCCGGAGGAGAACAAAAGAUUCGUUACUGGGGCCAUCGGGCUUGCGUUACGUAAUGUGAAUAUCCCGGGAUUCAAAGACUUCUUAACGCGUCUUCAUCCGUCCACCUAUCCUGGCAAUCUUUUAGUCAAAGAAUUUUGGGAAAAGACUUUCGACUGCAGACUUAAAGGAAUAGACAAAGGGAGAAGAAUGACUACCGCACAAUCUCAUCAAUGUACAGGAACGGAGAGCCUAAAGACUGUGUUGAACACUUAUACGGACACAUCUCAGCUGAGGGUGACCAACAAAGUUUAUGAGGCUACUUAUGCUAUAGCUCAUGCACUUCACAAUAUGUUUUCGUGUAAAAGUGGUGAAGGUCCGUUUGUCAAUCAGUCUUGUGCAAACAUUUCAAAUUUUCAGCCUUGGCAGGUUUUGCAUUAUAUGCAAUUGGUAAAUUUCACAACUAAUGUUGGGGGAAGGGUAAAUUUCGACGAAAACGGAGACUCAGUGGCUAUGUACGAUAUUGUGAACUGGCAAGUGAAUAGCAAAGGGAAUGCCGUUGUUUCGAUAGUUGGGUAUUAUGAUGGAUCCGUGCCUUCAGCUGAACAAGUCAUAAUAAAUGAAGGAUCGAUAGUUUGGACUUCUGGUCUCAGAGAGGUUCCACGUGCAGUUUGUUCCACAAGCUGCUCGCCUGGAACAAGAAAAGCAGCUCGCAAGGGCCAACCUAUUUGCUGUUUUGAUUGCAUUUCGUGCGCUGAUGGGACGAUCAGUAACACCACAGAUUCAACAGAGUGCAUGAAGUGCCCCAGCGAUUCUUGGUCUAAUAAGGGCCAAGACCAAUGCAUACAGAAGCAGCUUGACUUCCUCUCAUUUGCCGAUAUAAUGGGGACUGUUCUGACCUCACUGGCAUUGAUCGGAACUUCCUUCACUGCCAUGAUAGGUGUCAUUUUCGUGCUUCACAAAGACACUCCGAUCGUGAAGGCCAAUAAUGCGGAGCUCAGCUUCCUUCUUCUCCUCGCGCUGAGCCUUUGCUUCCUCUGUUCAAUCGCAUUCAUUGGGGAGCCUUCGGCAUGGUCCUGCAUGUUACGCCACACCAUGUUUGGUGUUAGUUUUGUUCUUUGUGUCUCCUGUGUUUUGGGCAAGACUAUUGUUGUGGUGAUGGCAUUUCAGGCAAAACUACCCAGCAAUAAUGUGGCCAAGUGGUUUGGUCCACUACAACAACGUCUCACCGUAUUUCUUCUUACACUAAUACAGUGCUUGACAUGUGCCGUCUGGCUCAUCAAAUCUCCACCUCUUCCUGUCAAAAACAUGGCCUAUUCGAACGAAAUCAUUCUUCUGGAAUGUGACGUGGGAUCCGAAGUAGCAUUUUACUGCGUGCUGGGUUACAUUGGCUGCCUCUCAAUGGUUUGUUUUGCCGUUGCCUUUUUGGCACGAAAUUUGCCAGACAAUUUCAACGAGGCGAAAUACAUUACAUUUAGCAUGCUAGUUUUCUGCGCAGUUUGGAUAUCGUUCAUUCCAGCUUAUGUCAGUUCUCCCGGAAAAUUCACUGUGGCCGUGGAAGUGUUUGCAAUUUUGGUUUCCACUUUUAGCUUACUUUUUUGUAUUUUUGCGCCUAAAUGUUACAUUAUAUUGCUGAAGCCAGAGAGAAAUUCAAAAAAAUAUUUGAUGGGGAAAGCGUCUUCAUGA
Messenger RNA from Hypanus sabinus (Atlantic stingray), 2484 nucleotides. RefSeq names its product extracellular calcium-sensing receptor-like. Gene Ontology annotation, molecular function: G protein-coupled receptor activity. Gene Ontology annotation, cellular component: membrane. The coding region runs from base 139 to 2484 and encodes 781 amino acids. Lineage: Eukaryota; Metazoa; Chordata; Chondrichthyes; Myliobatiformes; Dasyatidae. Gene Ontology annotation, biological process: G protein-coupled receptor signaling pathway. The transcript has 6 exons. The record is from RefSeq and is a predicted model, not a curated record.